UCCUUCCACCAACUCGGUCAAAAUACUCUUCCCAUAAAGAUCGAGUCUUCUUCCACUUCUCUCUCCCUCCCUCAACCAGACUUAAGUUAGGCCCUCUCUUUCUCCCCCAUAUAAAUCAAUCCAUCUCUUUUUCUCCCCAUCAUCAUCCUCUUAGCUCUUCUUAUCUUUCUUCUUCUUCUUCUGGAUUGAUCAGAAAUUAACAUGGGACGUUCACCAUGCUGUGAGAAAGCUCAUACCAACAAAGGAGCUUGGACAAAAGAAGAAGAUCAACGACUUAUUAACUACAUCAAAACUCAUGGCGAAGGUUGUUGGCGAUCUCUUCCUAAAUCUGCUGGAUUGCUUCGUUGUGGUAAAAGUUGCAGACUAAGAUGGAUUAAUUACCUUCGUCCUGAUCUUAAAAGAGGAAAUUUUACUGAAGAAGAAGAUGAACUCAUCAUUAAACUCCAUAGUUUACUAGGAAACAAAUGGUCGCUCAUUGCGGGGAGAUUGCCAGGAAGAACAGAUAAUGAAAUCAAGAAUUAUUGGAAUACUCAUAUCAAAAGAAAGUUAUUAAGUAGAGGACUUGAUCCUCAGACUCAUAGACCGAUCAGUACAGCUGGAGGAACCAUUACCAACAACUACAAUAUAAGUAGUUCUGGUUCAUGCAUGGAUCAACCAGAAAUUAUUACCACUAGUAAUGGUACUUCUUCAAUGAUCAAGAUUGAAUCAACCACCAGUAAUAAUCUUAUUCAUAAUGGCAAUUACUAUUCAUCGUCAAUUAAAGAAGCAACAACAAAUAGCAAUAGUACUGGUACAACUGUUGAAGAAGAUAAUGGUCAUCAAACACCGAAAAAAGAAUUUAAUGAUGAUGAUGAUGAUGAAGGACUUAAUCUUGAUCUUUCAAUAAGUCUACCAACUCAUCAUCGGAAACUAUCAUCAUCAACAAAUUCAGCUGAAUCAAAACCAUUUUCAGAGAUAUUUUCUUACCACAAACAGCUAGGGGUUUCUUCAAAUCAUCAUCAACGACAAGGAGGAGUCUGUUUGUGUUAUAAGUUAGGGUUUCAAAGAAAUGAAACUUGUAAUUGUAGCAGUAGUAAUCGUCAUCAAACGUUGAAUAAUCCUAUGAUGAUAUCUAGUGAUCUGUUUAGAUAUUACAGACCAUUGAAUCCUUAAGACUAGGUAGCUAGUUCAAUAUCAGAUUAAUUGUUAUGUUGUAAUUCGUCUAGGAAGUCUUCUUGAUCUUUUGUGAUGCUGAAACAGAAAACACAAAAGCAUAUAGUAUAUAUUUUAAAAAUGGUCUGGUACACUAGACUUCCAUCUUUAGUUGAGAAUUUGGAGGUCAAAGAAUCCAAUUAAUCCAAUCAAAGGAAUUUACCUUGCAAGGUAAAUGAUUUCUUAUUUUGAAAUUUA
Papaver somniferum (opium poppy) is the source of this 1389-nucleotide messenger RNA. RefSeq names its product transcription repressor MYB6-like. NCBI's taxonomy places the organism in Eukaryota, Viridiplantae, Streptophyta, Magnoliopsida, Ranunculales, Papaveraceae. Bases 202 to 1152 code for a protein of 316 amino acids. The record is from RefSeq and is a predicted model, not a curated record. The transcript has 3 exons.